CUCAAGCAGCAGCUGCUGGAUCUCAGCCGCCGUCACGUCUCUGGACCGGAGUGGAGACGGCGUCAUACCUAUAAGAACAGCGAUGUUACAAUAACAUUUUAAAUAUAUAUUUAUAUAUAUAUAUAUAUAUAUAUAUAUAUAUAUAUAUAUAGGCUAAUUCAUACAGAUGAAUGCAGUUGCAAAUGUAGAUUGCGGAAGAAAAUAGCAGGAAUACUUUUUUUUGGAUAUGAAAAGCUACGCUCCAUAAACUUCCAACAGGAUGGGCAAAUGGGAAUUAACGAUGAAUCCGGUUCAGCCGUGGGGCGAGGAGCAGGAGGAGGGCGUGGUCUACAGCGUCACCCUCCACCGAGAGCCUGUGGCCCCGCCCCCCGCCCAGUGCCCCGAGUCCCCGGGCCCAGGCCACGCCUUCGUCCAGUACCGCACCUGUAAGGUGCGCCGGCUGACGGCUGCCACCCUGGAGCGCCUGGUGGACCACCUGCUGGACCCCCAGGGGGCGGAGCCAGGCUUCAGCCGCGUCUUCCUGUCCACGUACCGCACCUUCACCGCCCCGGAAACCCUGAUAGAGGCGCUGUUCCACAGGGAGAACGCGACCUCUGACCUGGACAACAGCGACUGCAGUAACAGCCCCCUGCUGUCUCUGGUCCAGGUGUGGCUGGAUGAGUACAGUGAGGACCUGCGGGACCCCCCCCAGGGCCACGCGGCCCUCCACCUGCUGCUGGACCACCUGGGGGUCAGCGGGGCGGUCAGCGGCCACGCCCGCUGUCAGCCCAACUUUUGCUCCCUGGCUGGCCAGGCCGAGGCCCUGCUCCGGGGCUUCCAGAGAGACGAGGCGAGCGGGGGCUCGGUGCAGCCGCAGGCGGAGCGGGAUGGGGAGAGUUCUGCGGAGGAGGGGUCUGAGGGCGAGGGUUCCCACGGCGACCAGGCGGACAUCAUGGACUUCUCCGCCCCCUCGGUUGCAGAGCAGCUCACCAGGAUGGACUCGGAGCUCUUCGUGCGGGUGGUGCCGUACCAGUGCCUGGGCUGCGUCUGGUCCCAGCGCGACAAGAAGGACAACAUGUCGCCCACCAUCCGGGCCACCAUCGCCCAGUUCAACACCGUCACCAACCGCGUCAUCGGCUCCCUGCUGUGUGUCUCCGGGGGCCCCCAGGGGCCCGGCAUCCGCGGGGCGCCCCCCGCCGCCCUGCUCAGGGCCCGCGUCGUCGAGAAGUGGAUCAAAGUGGCCCAGGAGUGUCGCAGGCUGAAGAACUUCUCGUCUCUCCGGGCCAUCCUGUCGGCCCUGCAGUCCAACGCCGUCUACAGGCUGAGGAAGACCUGGUCCCUGGUCAACCGGGAGAACAUGACCGUCUUCGAGAACCUCUGUGAAACCUUUCCAGAUGAGAACUACGUUCUGGCCAACAGAGAAAUCCUGCUGGAGGACGGAGGACAGCCGAUGGACUCUCUCUGUCCUGAGACGGCCAGGCGCUUCCCCAGGAAGCUGAGCACCUCCUGCGGGGCGGUGCCCUACCUGGGGACCUACCUGACGGUGCUGACCAUGCUAGACACCGCCUUCCCGGACACCGUCCAGGAGGGGCUCAUCAACUUUGAGAAGAGAAGGAGGGAGUUUGAGAUCCUGUCCCAGAUCCGCCUGCUGCAGGCCGCCUGCUCCCAGUACAGCCUGCCCAACCACCCCAGGAUCAGUGCCUGGCUGCUUGGGCACCGGCUGCUCAGCGACCUGGAGAGCGAUGAGCUGUCUAGGCUGCUGGAACCCCCAGCGGACCUGUGCACCCCCGGGCCCCGCAGCACCCGCAGCCUGACCAAGAAGCUCUCCUUCUUCCGGUCGUCGAGCGACGUGACCAAGAAGGUCCUGUCGGACCAGAUCAGCGUUUCCUCGUCAGGAUCCAGUGGAUCCGAGAUGGAGGAUCUGUCAGGGCCGGACUCAGCCUGCUCCAUCCGUCUGCAGUCCUUCUCCAAGUCCUGCAGCAACGUCUCCGAGGUCUUCUCGUCUCCGCCCUCCUCCUUCUGCUCCUCCCCGGACUCCGCCGCCCUCUCCUGCUCCUCCCCCUCCUCCUCUCGAGGCUCCCAGCCGGAUCUCGGCUCUGCCUUCUCCUCGGCGGCCACGCCCCUUGAAGGAGGAGCUCCGGCCCCCCAGCACAAGCGCUCGGUGUCCAUGACGGCGCUGCCGCUGUACAACCAGCAGGUGGCGGACUCCUGCAUCAUCAGGGUCAGCGUGGACCUGGGGGCCCACAACGGGAACCUCUACAAGAGCAUCCUGCUGACCAGCCAGGACAAGACGGCCCAGGUGGUCCAGCGGGCCUUGGAGAAGCACCACCUGGAGCACAUGAGCUCCCAGGACUUCCAUCUCUCCCAGCUCAUCUCCCAGGACCGAGAGCUCCUCGUCCCGGACAAAGCCAACGUCUUCUACGCCAUGUCCACCGCCGCCAACUUCGACUUCGUGCUGCGCCGCGUCGCAGAGAACACCAAGGCGCCGCUGCGGGCCACGACCAGCCUGGGCCGCCGCACCAAGUAGCACCGAGACCGAGUAGCACCGUCAGCCUGCCGCCCGCCAAGUCCCUACGCCCAGGGAGACUGGUACUACAGACCGCCAGAAGGAAACUCUGGAGGAGCAUAUCAGUGUGUGUGUGUGUGUGUGCGUGAGAUUUGGUCUAUUAUUACACGCAGGGAAGAAGACUCAAGUAUGUUGUGCACUCCUAGAAGGUCUGGGCCUUGCAGAUUAAAUGGUAAAUCAUAAAUGGACUGCAUUUAUACAGCACUUUUCUAACCAGUGGCCACUUUAAGCGCUUUACAAUACUGCCUCACAUUCACCCAUUCAUGCAAACAUUCACACACCGACGGCGGAGUCAGCCAUGCAGGGCGACAGCCAGCUCGUCAGGAGAGGUCAGGGAGAGUCGUCUUGCUCAGGGACGCCUCGACCCUCGAGGAGGAGUCAGGGUUCGCACUUGCAACCUUCCGGUUACCAACCCGCUCUACCUCCUGAGCCACAUGCCGCCCCAGAUUACGGAGAUGGAUGAAGGAAAACCAGGUUGCUCUUAAAACGACUCAAAGGAACCUUUAAGACGAGUGACCCACCACCACACAGACACGAGAACCUUUUGUGUUCAAACCUGGAAUGAGUUGCUCUGAAUUCCACGAGGAAGGAAUGUUUUGUGUGACACGGCAAUGUUGAUUUCCUUGGAGAACACAUUCCUCGACCGUAACACGCAGACUUGUCAGGUGUUUCAGAAUGGUCCCAUAGAUGAUGCAUGUGAUGCAAUAAAUUCCCACUUGAGAUAUGAAGAAAUGGCCAUGCCCACCACCUGACAGAAAUGUGCCCCACCCAACGCCCCGCUCACCAGAUCCCCCACCAGAUCCCCCCACAUGCAGAACCCUCUGGCCUAUUUGGAAAUAACCAUUGGCAACUGAACAUUGGCAAAUAAACAUUGAGCAGAACCAGUCUUCCCCUCCGUUUAAUAGGCCACACAUGAGCAAACACAGGUCAGAAACAAAGGUGAGGUUUCAUAUCUGAUCCACCACGGGCGCGAAGCCAGCCGCAGUCACACGAGAGCGGCGUUCCUCGGAGUAUCGGCCGGCGUCUCCGUGUCACAGAGGCUGAUCCGAUCAGAUGUAAUGCGGGGCGAUGCUCCGGCGUCCAGACUGGACCGGGAGCAUUCCUCACCGCAGCGUCACGCGUCAGAGAAGAUCACCACUCACCAUAGCGUUGUGCGUCACUAGAAGUUCCAUGAAGUCAAAUGUGAUGUAGAAGAUAUUCCUUUUGGAAAACGAACUACGUACAAUAUAUAACAUUUCACAAUUUCUGUUUGUUGUCAAACCGUCCAUGCGGACUAUCUGUCCCCCUGUGGGGAUUGGUCAACAAGAGGCAGGGAAAGCUGUGUGAUUCUCCGGUACCAAAGACAGACAUUGUGUGGACUGGUAGACUGGAGAGUUUGAUAGAAAAUGUGCAACAGCUGAUCUGAGAUACAGUAUGAUAGUUGGUUGGUCUGCAGUUGGAACAGGGCUGCCCUGUGAUGCCAAGAGCUUGUUCAACACAGUGCAAUAGUAGGAGUUCAAGCCAAAAUGUAGAGUAUGUAGGCUACUUGACCUUCACAAGUACAAAGCAAUUGAGACUUAUGUCUGUCUACUUGAGGAUUGUGAACAGCCAAAAAGCUGUCUGUUUGAUCUGCGUCAGCUUACUUGAAUGAUAGUAGGCUAUGUAGGCUAUGUGGUUUGGAUUUGUAAUAAAUGUUAUGUAAUUAUGAAUAUUUUAUUUUUAUGCUUCGGCAGCUUCACUCCCUCACAAGAAAUGUAAUAAACACAAACUUUUCAAAAUGACAAAUCCGUUUGCCUUUCUUUAUAGGCCUAUCAUGCAAAAUCUAGAAGGCCUGCACGACUUUAGCCGUUGAAUUACAAUAGUAAUAUUAAAUGAUCUAUAACAAAUGUACUGUAAUAAUGGCUGUGAUAUGUCUUCAGACAGAGAUUAUGGAACAUGCUAAGUGGAAGUGGCUUCUUCGUCAACAAUGAUACAGCCAGUAUGUGUCUCUCUGAAAUUUCAGUACCAGGUUGGAGAUAGUGUCAGGGUUUUGGCCUUUGUGUCAUGAUUACAUUUUUUUAAAAAUGACAUUUGGUUGCUCAGCAAAUGAAUAAGAUUUAUAAUUAUUUUAAUUUCAGACAAACAUAUGCCCAUCAUUCUGGGCUAUAAAAGCAACUCCAAGGUAUACCCUUUAUUUAUCAAAGAGCUUUUUCUGAAAAGGGCUCGGCUUUUAAGGACGGGAAGCAAAUAGUAUAAUCCAAGUUCAACCAGUUCAUUUGUCUUGCUUCCAUGGCUGCAGCAGGCUGUGUUUGUUUGCCAAUUAGUGUCCAUACCUGGCAACCCGGGUGCUCAGAGAAUAGUGAAUCAUGAGGCACAGGCCGGAACUACAGCCAUCGUUCAUGGUAAUUUUAUGAUUUAGUAUGUUCCAUUUGUAACAUAUUACUCCUUAAAUGGUCAGUGUCAACGUCACGUAUAGUAUCUUUAACUAUCUCUUUGUCGU
Messenger RNA from Gadus chalcogrammus (walleye pollock), 5003 nucleotides. Its product is annotated as ral guanine nucleotide dissociation stimulator-like 1. The record is from RefSeq and is a predicted model, not a curated record. NCBI's taxonomy places the organism in Eukaryota, Metazoa, Chordata, Actinopteri, Gadiformes, Gadidae. Gene Ontology annotation, cellular component: plasma membrane. Gene Ontology annotation, biological process: positive regulation of GTPase activity; Ras protein signal transduction. Bases 260 to 2506 code for a protein of 748 amino acids. The transcript has 17 exons. Gene Ontology annotation, molecular function: guanyl-nucleotide exchange factor activity.